AUGAAGGGACUCUUGCCUACCAGUGGCCUCCUUCUGCUAUUGUUGCUCCUAAUUCCAGAGCCUGGAGUGGCAUUGCCGCUGUCACCCAGCACUACCUGCUGUACUCAGCUCUACCGACAACCACUCUCCAACAAGCUACUGAGAAAGGUCAUCCAGGUGGAACUGCAAGAAGCUGAUGGAGACUGUCACCUACAGGCUUUCGUGCUUCACCUGGCUCGACGCAGUGUUUGCAUCCAUCCCCAAAACCGCAGCUUGGCUCGGUGGUUUGAGCGCCAAGGGAAAAGACUCCAGGGGACUCUCCCCAACUUGAAUCUGGGAUUGCAAGGGAAAAUGGCAUACAGCCCCCAACAGCCAAAAUAAUAA
Molecule: messenger RNA, 363 nt
Organism: Castor canadensis (American beaver)
Lineage: Eukaryota; Metazoa; Chordata; Mammalia; Rodentia; Castoridae
Gene: Ccl27
Product: C-C motif chemokine ligand 27
Biological process (GO): immune response
Cellular component (GO): extracellular region
Molecular function (GO): chemokine activity
Source: RefSeq, a predicted model, not a curated record